GAAGGGGGAGGAGGAUUUCAGGAGCGGAGCAAUUCUCUUCAUUUAGAGCGCAAGAACGCACGGAGUCAGCAAAGGGACCCGCAGAAACCUGCGGCGGAUUACCACCUCUUUUAAUCAGUAUCGUUGUAUCUAUUAUAUUACUUAUAAAACCUCAGUUACUUUAACGGAAAUGUUGGUUGAAGUUUCAAAGGGAUUUUUCCUCCUUCUCUCCUGCGUGUUGCUGGAACCAGUGUUUUCAGUGCAGAAUCAGAUGUGUGACAUGAUGAAGGAAAUAGACAAGGAGAGAGACCUGUGCGAGGCUCAGAUUGAGAACAUAACAACAGGUUGCAGUGGGACGUGGGACAAGAUCACCUGCUGGCCCAGUGCUGACAUUGGAGAGGUGGUUACCAUCCCUUGUCCCAAAUAUCUCUUCUACUUCUCUAGGGAUGUCCCCACACGUAACCUGUCCAAGACCUGCACUGAGGAUGGCUGGACCCCAAUCAGCAUAGACUCCUACAUAAUGGACUGUGGAUACAAUCCCAACAACACCAUAGAUGAUAAUAUGGGUGAAUUCUUCGAUGCUGUCAAAGUGGGUUACACCAUCGGUCACAGCGUGUCCCUCAUUUCUCUGACGAUCGCCAUCAUCAUAUUGUGUCUCUUUCGGAAGCUGCACUGCACGAGAAACUACAUCCACAUGCAUCUCUUUGUGUCUUUCAUACUGAAAGCUGUGGCAGUUUUCAUCAAGGACGUGGUUCUGUAUGAUGUUGGGGAGACAGAGAAUUGCCAGUCUUCAGUGGGCUGCAAGGCAGUGGUGGUCUUCUUCCAGUAUGGGAUCAUGGCGAGCUACUUCUGGCUGCUGGUGGAGGGCCUCUAUCUUCACGCCCUGUUAGCUGUCUCCUUCUUCUCUGAGAGGAAGUACUUCUGGUGGUACAUCCUGAUUGGUUGGGGGGCUCCAACCACUUUUAUCUCGGCAUGGGUGAUUACAAAAGCUUAUUUAAAUGAUCCUGGAUGCUGGGAGAUAAUCGAUGACAAUCCAUGGUGGAUCAUCAAAACACCUAUUUUGGUCACCAUACUUGUGAACUUUUUCCUUUUCAUUUGUAUAAUCCGGAUUUUGCGACAGAAGAUGAAUUGCCCCGACAUCGGAAGAAAGGAAUCCAAUCAGUACUCGAGACUGGCUAAAUCAACGCUGUUGUUAAUACCUCUCUUUGGGAUCAACUACAUCAUUUUUGCCGUCAUUCCUGACCACAUCCACCCACAAGUCAGGAUGGUGUUUGACCUUAUUCUGGGGUCAUUUCAGGGUUUUGUUGUUACAGUUUUGUACUGCUUUUUGAAUGGCGAGGUACAGUCGGAGAUUAAGCGUAAGUGGCGCAGAUGGAUGCUGCAGAGGUUCCUGGGUGCUGACACUAAGUACCAGCAGCCCUCCAUAGGCAGCAAUGGCAACAACUUCAGCACCCAGAUCACCAUGUUGACCAGAUGCAGCCCCACUACACGCCGGGCAUCUGGGUGUCAGGAGCACCUCUCUGCCAUCUGAAACCCAAGUUAACCCCUCUCCCAGUUUUCAUCAUCAUGUACUGAAUGUGUGGCUCAUAUUCACUGUUGCAAUGCAGUUGAUAUUGCUUACUUAAGGUCACUAUGACAUUUAGCACUGAAGCUAAUAUUUGUUCAUUGUAAUUUUAUCCAUUGACUAUCAGAAAGUGACAAGAACUCAGUGUUUUUCUUGCCCGGUUGUCAAGGAAUCUGACAACUUACCCAAAACAUGAGGACUUGAUAGCUAAAAAAAGGAACACUGUCAUUUUCACAGACAGUUUUGAGUUAAGGUGGAUUUGUUCAGGCAGGUACUUCCACUGUACUUGUCAACUGGUUUACUAGCAGGUCGUUUGAUAUCUACAUAAAGGCCAGUGUCACAGUGUCAUGCUUUGGGGAGGUAACAUGAUGAGUCAACCUGAACUGACUAUCAACAAGUUGUUGAAAAUCAAUUGUCAGUAUAAUGUUAAAUAAGUCUCUGAAUACAGCAGGGAAAAGUGUUUCAUGAUCACAAUGUGAAUGAAAGGGAGACAGGACCUUGGCCAGCAUUUACCAUCUGAUGUUAAGUAAUAGAUGGAUAGAGCCCGAGAUGAGCUGCAUCCUCUAAGAAACAAGAUGUUUAUUAAAAGGGUGUGUUACACGAGAGGACUCCAAGCACUUAAUCUAAUGGCCAUGUCGCUCAGGAGACCAUUGUUAACAACAUUAAUGACAGUGUCAGGCUGCCAUGAACAGUAGUCACAGAGAAAGAAUCUAUAGCAUAACCAACAUGCUGGACGUUCCUAUCCUGUGUGUGACAGUUUUAUUCAGGGCAAACACCCUGCUGAAUUACUGCCGGAUAACAUUCCAGAGGAGAGCUGAAACUCCUGUUUGCGAAAUUUAUCUCAGAUAUCAAAAGCUUUUAGUUUCAUCUGAGUGCACAGUCACUUAAUAGACAUUUAUUUUUUACUGUUUCUGCAUCUAAUGGACCAAAUGUAUUCCACUGUUAGUCUACAAUACACAACAUGGUGAAUGAAUAUGUGGUAGUAAAAAUCAGCUUCCGUUACCUGGAUUGCAUGGACAUUUCAUCACAUGUUAGUUUUCUGUUUUAUUCUAUUCUGUACUGCCAGGUGAAAUAUCUGUGUUGUAUAGUAUUUUUAGCCAUGCCAGCAGUGUUACAGUAUAGAUGACAUUGUCAUUUGGUUGGUCUAUUGCAUUGGUCCAGACUGAAAUAUCUCAGCAACUGUUGUAUAGAUUGCCAUGACUCCCAGUAGAUGAAUCCUAAUGACUUUGGUGAUUCCCUGACUUUUCCUCUAGCACUCAGUGUGGUUCAUAUUUGUGGUUGUGAGCGAAGUAUUAACUGGAUGGACUACCAUGAAAUUUAGUUCAGACAUUCAGGUUCCAUCCUGGAUGAACUGUAAUAACUAUGAUUAAGCCUCAAACUGUUCCAUCAUCAGGUUAAAAAAAAAGAUUUUGUCCAGCGCUUUUUGACCAAACACCUUUAUAACUAAUGACAUUCCAGCCUCAGCUGUACUUUGUGUUUAGUGCUAAUUAGGAAAUAUUAGCAUGCUAACAAACUAAGAUGGUGAACAGGGCAAAUAUGCCAACAUGCUACUUUAUAUAAUACAUUCUAUCAGCUAAACAUGAGUAUGGUGGCAUUGUCAUAGUCUUAGCAUGCUGACAUUAGCAUUAAACUAAACUCAGAGCUGAUAGCCAGACAUUUCUAUGAAGCUUCUCAUCAGAGAAGACAUUUUCCAGUUGUCAGCGAUUGUGUCAUAUUUCACGUGGGAAUCAUGUUGGAGUUUGAUGUUUACUUAGAUUCCCCCUCUUGUUCUUGUUGUACCAGUGUGUGUAAAACUGAAACUGAAUAGAAAUGAACUGAAAGUACCUCAGACUCAAUGUCACAGACACAUGUUGUACAUAAUGUGAAACUGUAAAUGAAAUGGUUUAUGAUGUCUCUUCUGGUGAUAACUUAUAGUGCUCAGGUGUCAACUGGAAAUUGAUGUUUACAUUUAAAAAUAUGUUUCUCCCUCAUGCUAUUUGUGUAAUGUCAAUACUGUUGAUGAAGUGUCUCUUAUUUGUCGCCAUGUAAAUAUCGUGUACAUUAAGUGGAAUCAGCUGUAAAUAUGUUAUUGAACAAAAUGAUGAAGAUGAAUAAAAUCCUUUGCACUGUGAA
This is a messenger RNA of Lates calcarifer (barramundi perch), 3655 nucleotides long. RefSeq names its product vasoactive intestinal polypeptide receptor-like. The transcript is spliced from 13 exons. The record is from RefSeq and is a predicted model, not a curated record. Gene Ontology annotation, biological process: cell surface receptor signaling pathway; adenylate cyclase-modulating G protein-coupled receptor signaling pathway. NCBI's taxonomy places the organism in Eukaryota, Metazoa, Chordata, Actinopteri, Centropomidae. Gene Ontology annotation, molecular function: G protein-coupled peptide receptor activity; peptide hormone binding; vasoactive intestinal polypeptide receptor activity. The coding region runs from base 170 to 1510 and encodes 446 amino acids. Gene Ontology annotation, cellular component: plasma membrane.